AUGAGCGGCGCGGACGUGUGGGAGGAUCGGGAGGACAUGCUGGACAGGCUCUGGGACCGCUUCCGGGAAACAGGCGAGUGUCUUCGGUCGAGCGAACCACCCUCGGUCUCCCACCCCUGGCACGUCCUCACGACGCAGCACCUCCAGGAGCUCUCCUCCUCGUGCAGCGCUCUGCCCUAUUCGUACGGGACGCCCACGCUCUCGCCCGCACACACCCCGUCGCACCUCCUCGCCGCGUCCGUCGCGGCCGUGAUGCUCCUCGCGGGCGUCCCCGAGGCGUUCACGCGGCUGUUUUGCAGUCGGUAUCGCGGUACGCUCGCGAGUCUGCUGGACAAUGCGCGUGGGUUGAGGGAGGCGCUCGGCGUUAUGGGUGCGAGUGCGAGUGAGGAGGUGGAGGUGGUGAAGGAGGAGGUGGUGGAGAUGAGGGGUGUCGGUGGGGAUGCAGGUAGGGAGGACAGCGCGAAGGUGCAGGGUCCCGGUCAAACGCUGGACUCCGACAUGUCCGCCGCCUUCCCGCCCUCGCAGUUGCACGGUCCGCACGUUGUCCCGGCGACUCGAUUUCAGGACCGGCCCGUCAUCCCGCCCAUCGCGCCUCAUCGGCCUUCGCUACUUACCGGUAUGUGCACACCACCGCUCUCACUCCACGCUCACCUACUGACCAUCCUCAUCUUACACCCCGUGCGGGUGUCCUCGAGCGCACGCGGAUACUGCCCGCUCUUGCAAGUCGUGUCCGACCCGACCAUCCCGUGGCACUCACCUGCCCGAUCCACUCCCUCGUGA
Messenger RNA from Laetiporus sulphureus 93-53, 780 nucleotides. RefSeq lists its product as uncharacterized. The transcript is spliced from 4 exons. The record is from RefSeq and is a predicted model, not a curated record. Bases 1 to 780 code for a protein of 259 amino acids. Lineage: Eukaryota; Fungi; Basidiomycota; Agaricomycetes; Polyporales; Laetiporaceae.